This is a messenger RNA of Suillus clintonianus, 1282 nucleotides long. RefSeq names its product Dor1-like family-domain-containing protein. The transcript has a single exon. The record is from RefSeq and is a predicted model, not a curated record. Gene Ontology annotation, biological process: intra-Golgi vesicle-mediated transport. NCBI's taxonomy places the organism in Eukaryota, Fungi, Basidiomycota, Agaricomycetes, Boletales, Suillaceae. Bases 12 to 1244 code for a protein of 410 amino acids. Gene Ontology annotation, cellular component: COG complex.
AGUAUUCGACGAUGACUCUGGCACCAACGUCCAGCGAGUUGUCGAGCCUUCCAGACGUUCUCUCUGGCUCGCUUCUCGCGUCAAGCCCGUCUAAUCUUGAUUUUCUCGCCGAAUUACCCACCAAUGCGCUCUCAGACCUACUCUCAACGCCGACCGCGUUCACAACGCAAUCGCAUACAUUGACUUCCUCACUAACUGCUUUGACCCACACAUCCUACCCAACCUUUCUCUCCCUUCAUCACACGUCAACAGCGCUGCUGACAUCGCUCUCUUCGUUUGACACGUCUCUCAAUUCUCUCAUCAACACUGCUUUACCAGCUCUCGAUGAUGCCGCACGUAUUUUUCGCGAGAAGACUGGUCCAGAGGUCAUCGAAGGAAGGCAGAAGGCGCGCCUUGUACUGGAGCAGCACGACAAAUUGCGUGACUUGCUUGAUGUUCCAGUUCUCAUCGACACAUGCGUCCGCAACGGGCUCUAUGCAGAAGCUCUUUCACUAGCUGCCCACGCGUCCUCCGCAUUGUCCUCUCUAGUCGGGCAAACUAGGAAGAAUCGUAGUAAUGACGAGGAAGCUGCGCAGGGGUUGCCGCUUCAGCUUGCGGAUUCCUUGCAAGCUGAGAUAGCUUCUUCGUUGCAUUCCAUGCAGCUCAUCCUCCUGAACACGUUAUAUGAGCCUGCUCGCAAGCUACCGGCGUUCUGGAAGGCAGUGCAGUUUCUUCGCCGAAUGAAGGCGAUGCAUGAGGAUGAACUAGCGCUCGUGUUCAUCAGCGCUCGAAUCGAAUGCCUUCGCGAUGCCUUGGAUGGCAUUGAAAGGGAUGCUGGCAUACCUUCGGACGCUGGAAGUAUGGAGUUCAAGUUUCCAGCUGGGAGCACUGUAGAGGAAAGAGAGCGGGAGAUUGAUAGGGAGGCUGAUGACAUCGCCCGGUUCUUAAAGAAGUACAUCGAUGUUUGGAGGGAAGGCGCGUACGAUCUUGUCACGCAAUAUGCGACAAUAUUCCUCGACCGUUCACAUGCUGGAACCCGGAUAGCACCACCCGUUGAUCAGGAUGCGUCGGCAUCCUCAUAUACUAUUCGACAAACGCUGCCUUCGACACUUCUGGAGCUGCUUCUCCCAACUCUCCGAUUGUACCUCAGGCGUGCUUAUCCCCACCUUGCACCCCUUGCGACACAACUUGCCUACUGUAGUUCUGCUUUAGCGCGCGUAGGGAUGGUGAGUGUCAUACAUUUGUUUAAAUCCAACUCGUCUUAAAUUGGUGUGCAUACAGGAUUUUCGUGCCCUACUAUCAC